Messenger RNA from Aspergillus novofumigatus IBT 16806, 1994 nucleotides. RefSeq names its product putative carboxypeptidase Y (gene cp7). The coding region runs from base 146 to 1639 and encodes 497 amino acids. The transcript has 6 exons. The record is from RefSeq and is a predicted model, not a curated record. Gene Ontology annotation, cellular component: fungal-type vacuole. Gene Ontology annotation, molecular function: serine-type carboxypeptidase activity. Gene Ontology annotation, biological process: proteolysis. Lineage: Eukaryota; Fungi; Ascomycota; Eurotiomycetes; Eurotiales; Aspergillaceae.
CCCAGCAAGACACACGACGACAAGAAAAAUCCUGAUCAUAUAAUCUUGAGCUCCCUAAUUCUCUUAUUUUGAGCAAUAUGCCUGUUUUCCGACUGCUUUUGUGGCUGUUCUUCUCCUCUUCAACUUGGCCUCCGGAAAAGUCACCAUGAGACGCUGGCUCGCAGAGUGGUCACUUGCUCCUUUAUUCGCACUUGCAACGGGAGCAGUAACAGAGUCAGAGGGCCCUCAAACUCUACUCUCCUGCAAUUAUGAAGAUGGGUCGUUUACAACGUUCAGAAGCCCUGCAUUUCCUUCCCAUUCGAUCCGGAUCAAAGAGCAGAAUGACGAGAUCUGCGACGCAGGGUCAAAGCAGUACACUGGAUGGCUUGAAUUUCACGGAAAACAUAUAUUCUUUUGGUACUUUGACAGCCUGAAUGAUCCCCUGACCGAUCCGCUCACAUUGUGGUUGACGGGAGGACCCGGCGUAAGCAGCUUGGUUGGUUUAAUGCUGGAAUUAGGUCCAUGUCUCAUCAAGUCGGGAGACAGUCACACAGAGAGAAACCCUUAUUCUUGGACAAGAAACUCAUCGAUGAUAUUUGUCGACCAGCCGGUAGGAACAGGGCUUUCGUAUGUGGAUUCACACCUGGAUAUCCCAACAACUUCCAAAAUUGCUGCAGAAGAUAUGUAUAUCUUUCUGCAAAUCUUCAUGACAGAAGUCUUUCCUGAACGCCGACAGACCCCCUUCCACAUAGCAGGAGAGAGUUAUGCUGGGCAUUAUAUUCCUACCUUGUCACGAGAGAUACUUCGGCAAAACCAGGCCCCUGAAAGGCCAGAGAUUCCACUUCAAUCGAUCUUGGUCGGGAAUGGCUAUGUUUCGCCGCUCGACACCCUCUACGGGUAUUACGAGACCCUCUGCACGACCAAGCCAGGCGUUGACGAGCCUGUUUUCAACCAGACCCGCUGCCAGAUCAUUUCAGAUAACCUACCUAGAUGUACCAGCAUUUAUGAGGUGUGCUACCGAUAUCCAGACGAGGUUCUAUGCAAAGCUGCGGAUGCAGUUUGUGGCGUCAUAAAGGAACUGUACCACAACGAGUCACAUGCAGGUGGACGUGAUCCUUUUGAUAUCACCCGAACCUGUGCAGUGGACCACCUGUGUUUCUCGCAAACCCUCGAGAUUCAGAAAUACAUAAAUAAGCCUAGCACUUGGGCUGCUCUUGGUGUUCCGGAAGCUGUCCGGAAUUUCUCCAUUGAAUCCAAGGAAGUUGCUUCCGCGUUCGAGGCUACCACUGAUCUGUACAGCAAUGUCAUGGAUCAUAUCAAGUACGCAUUGGAACAUGGAGUGGACGUGUUGAUAUACAAUGGGAACUUGGACCUUGCAUGCAACACCGCGGGUAACUUAAGGUGGGCGGAUGCUCUACGUUGGAAUGGACAAGCACCGUUCACUUCAGAAGAUCUGAAACCUUGGUACUCGAACGUAGGCGGUAUCAAAGUCAAGGCUGGGAGUUUCAAGGAGGUCUUCGCCUCAGUCCCCAACGGGGUCUCUGGAAAACAGCGCUUCGCGUUUGUCACGGUAGAUAAAUCUGGACAUAUGGUUCCAUUAGAUCAGCCUGAAGUGGCACUUGAUCUUUAUCAAAGGUGGCUGUUUCAAAAGUCUUUCUGAUCAGAAACCUUCAACUGGCUGCCUUGACACUUCCGGUUGAUACAAGAGGAAUUUGCAUGCUGCCAGGCUUGGAGCAUUACCUUGGAGCAUUAUCCACGAUGGUUGGACUCAGCUCAAUUACUAGACGGUCUAGACCUCACUUUUCCCAGUUUCGAGACGUGACACUCAGCUAAUCAGCCCAUUCUCAAAGUCUUCAUCGAACUCCAUCAGUCUUCGUGCGCGCUCAUUGCAAGAAGCUCACAGGUAGAUGGGCAUAUUUACACAUACACCCGGACUCGACUGUUAAAGAUUCAUUCUGUUGAAUAGUUCAAUAUUCCAUCUUCAAAAUGGCAUUCAAUUGGCGGGUUGAUAGAUC